AAGAGUUCAGUGGCGUGUUAGCCACCGGCUGAGAUGGCUGUGUCGUGGUACACCGUGAUCGUGCUUGUAGCCACCGCGCUAGGCGCCUCUAUUGGCCUAAAGUUCAUCCCAUACCGCGUACCUUCGAACGAACCUGUCCUAAAAACGAGCCGCAUCCUCAGGACGCUUAAGCAAGUAUCUGAAAAGCAGGUGCUGGAGAAGUCAGCUUGCGGGCGCGUGUGGGUGACGGUGCACUCGCCGAACAUCAACCAAGGCGACCGGGUCGUUCUGCAGGACGCCAUCGAGCUCAACUGGGACUUUACCAACUGCGACGCUCUACCAAAAAGUAUCGGGCUGUUCGAUGACAGACCAGGCUCCUGGAACAAUGCUCUUCAAGUGUUCCCAAUCGACGCGGAGCAAGGCUACGUCAUCACCACCAUAUCCCUGGGGGAGCCGGCGCUGCCAGCCGGCUGGGACAGGGGCCCGGGGCUGAAGGGACCCCACUGCCUGUGGCCGUGGGCUGGGGCUGGUGAUGGUAGUGCGUCAAUCACGUCUUACAACUGUCUGAAGAUACAGCCGUCUUGGAUGGAGGAUAACCCCGAAAUCAACAAGCUACGAAUUGGUGAGCUAGCGGUAGCUGGCACCCACAACGCAGGCGCUUGGCGUUUCGACACGGAAAUCAGCACCGUGUCACGAGACAGCUUCGUGCUGUGCCAGGACCGCUCUAUCUGGGCACAGCUCGUCCACGGCAUCAGAUACUUCGACUUCAGAGUCGCGUACUACGACUUCUAUCGCAAUGAGGAUGAUAGGUAUUGGUUGAACCAUAACUUAAUACGAGUCCGUCCAUUAGUACCAUUGCUCAAAGAAAUUAGGGCGUUUUUGGAUAGCACAAAAGAGAUCGUUUUCCUCGACGCGCACCACUUCCCGAUCGGGUUCUACGAGCCGGACGGCUCGCCCAUCCGAGCCGUGCACCAGGGCCUUAUCCAGCUGGUGCAGCGCGAGCUGGGGCCGCAUGUGGCGUUCGCGCGGGACUUCGGCACCGGCGCCGGCACCAAGGGACCCACUGUCCAGGCUCUUGUGGACGCUGACAAGCGAUUACUCUUCAGCUACGUGGAUAACGCUAUUGUGUCAGAAAACAAUUGGCUAUGGCCGAUCCUACCUCACCUUUGGGCGAACACGAACAACCCGACCGAGCUAUUCACGUACUUAGACCAGGCCAUCGGCGCCGUACACCAGAGCAACGCCCGGUCGCCCAUGCACUCCGCCAUGGCGCAGACCACGCCCACCGUGCUCGACAUCCUGUUCCUCCGAGGGUCGCUUAGAGACAACGCCGAUGCGGUCAACCGCAACGUGACGCAGCGUCUAGUGACGCGCUGGCGGCAAAACGCUAACAUAGUGUCCAGUGACUUUUUCCUAGCCAACGAUGUUGUCGAUGUUUCGAUAGCAAUAAGCCUCGAGCGGGCUAAGCAGAGCAGUCAGUUAUGACGUCGCUCGCGACCAGCCUCCCGCCGCGGCGGUAUCCAUGUGAACGCUCUGAAAUCACUUGUGGGAGUCGCGCACCGCUCGCCGUGGCUCCCGCAAGCAAGGAUCCGCACCAAACCGCCUCACCUAAACUGGCCAAUUUAAAACGUCGCCAGCUGGUCAGAGAUAUCCGCCGCGCUAAGAUCACUGCCCGACUUCUUAAUAUAACGUCCACCGGACAAUAGUGAGAUAAUUUUAGUAUUGUAUAGUUAGGGCCUGAACUAGUCCUUAGGUAUUGACACGCUACUUAUAAAGUAACGUAAAGUUGUAUAUAAUAUACAUAC
This is a messenger RNA of Cydia amplana, 1784 nucleotides long. Its product is annotated as PI-PLC X domain-containing protein 3. Gene Ontology annotation, molecular function: phosphoric diester hydrolase activity. The transcript is spliced from 8 exons. The record is from RefSeq and is a predicted model, not a curated record. Bases 34 to 1464 code for a protein of 476 amino acids. NCBI's taxonomy places the organism in Eukaryota, Metazoa, Arthropoda, Insecta, Lepidoptera, Tortricidae. Gene Ontology annotation, biological process: lipid metabolic process.